Messenger RNA from Elaeis guineensis (African oil palm), 2762 nucleotides. RefSeq names its product subtilisin-like serine-protease S. Gene Ontology annotation, biological process: proteolysis. NCBI's taxonomy places the organism in Eukaryota, Viridiplantae, Streptophyta, Magnoliopsida, Arecales, Arecaceae. Gene Ontology annotation, molecular function: serine-type endopeptidase activity. The record is from RefSeq and is a predicted model, not a curated record.
AUGGCUCCAUGGGGUACCAUAUACUUUCUGUUCCUCUCUGUGUUACUGGCAGAGUUAAGCUUCUGCAUUGCAUCACAGGCUUAUAUCAUUUAUAUGGGAAGCAGAAGCAUUGAUGACCCAGACGAGGUAUUGAGACAGAAUCACCAAAUGCUCGCUGCUGUUCAUGGAGGAAGCAUCGAGAAAGCACAGGCAUCCCACAUAUACAGUUACAGCAACGGUUUCAGAGGAUUGGCAGCGAAGUUAACUGAAGAGCAAGCUUCAAAAAUGGCUGAAAUGCCUGGUGUGGUUUCAGUGUUCCCGAACAAGAAGAGAAUCCUUCAUACUACACAUUCAUGGGAUUUCAUGGGUCUUGCAGCUGACGAGGCAAUGGAAAUUCCAGGCUUCUCUACGAAGAACCAAGAGAAUGUCAUCAUCGGUUUCAUCGACACAGGAAUAUGGCCACAAUCACCCAGUUUCAACGAUGUUGGGAUGCCUCCGGUGCCUUCAAGAUGGAAAGGAGACUGCCAAGGUGGAGAGCCACCUUCAAAUUUCACCUGCAACAAGAAAAUUAUUGGAGCAAGGUAUUAUCUCCGGGGUUAUGAAGCAGAAGAAGAGAGCAAGGGGCUCACCUCAGAUUCAGAUAUAACUGUUAACUUUAAAUCUCCUAGAGACAGCUCUGGCCAUGGUAGCCACACGGCCUCCACAGCUGCGGGGCGAUAUGUGAUGAACAUGAAUUAUAAUGGUUUGGCUGCUGGAGGAGCGAGGGGAGGGGUGCCGAUGGCUAGGAUUGCAGUCUACAAGACCUGUUGGGACUCAGGUUGUUUCGAUGCUGAUUUACUAGCUGCCUUUGAUGAUGCAAUCAAAGAUGGGGUAGACAUUCUGUCUGUAUCUCUUGGCCCCGAGUCUCCUCAGGGAGAUUAUUUCAGUGAUGCAAUCUCCAUAGGUUCAUUUCAUGCACAUAGCCAUGGCAUCCUGGUUGUUUCUUCUGUUGGUAAUGAAGGAACUCGAGGCUCUGCGACUAACCUCGCACCAUGGAUGCUCACCGUAGCUGCCAGUUCGACUGAUAGAGAUUUUGCUACUCAUGUCUUACUUGGAGAUGGGACUUCUUUAGUGGGUGAAAGUCUUGAUACCUUUCAGAUGAACAGAUCAGCCAGGACCAUUUCGGCUUCAGAAGCCAAUGCUGGGUACUUCACUCCAUACCAGUCAAGUUUCUGUUUGGAUAGCUCCUUGAAUAGAACAAAGGCAAGUGGGAAGAUUCUUAUUUGCCGCCAUAUAGAUAGUUCUUCUGAAUCAAGGGUGGCAAAGAGUUUGGUGGUGAAGAACGCCGGGGGAGUUGGUAUGAUUCUGAUAAAUGAAUUGGAAGAUAACGUUGCCAUUCCCUUUGCCAUCCCUGCAGCUUCUGUUGGAAGAGUAGCUGGCGACAAAAUUCUGUCUUACGUUAACCACACGAGGAGACCAAGAUCUCUAAUUUUGCCAACGAAGACCGUUUUCGGAUCUCGACCAGCACCUCGAGUGGCAGCUUUUUCUUCCAGAGGUCCCAAUUCUUUGACACCAGAGAUUUUGAAGCCUGACAUCAUGGCUCCUGGACUGAACAUCUUAGCAGCUUGGUCUCCUGCGAAACAGAACAUAAACUUCAAUAUCCUCUCUGGAACUUCCAUGUCUUGUCCCCAUGUAACAGGUUUGGUGGCUUUGAUCAAAGCUGUGCAUCCAUCAUGGUCUCCUUCAGCGAUCAAGUCGGCAAUAAUGACAACAGCAACUAUAUUGGAUAAGAACGGCAAUGUCAUAACAGCAGACCCUGAAGGACAUGCUGGAACUCCAUUUGAUUAUGGCUCUGGCUUCCCAGAUCCUAAGAGAGCUCUGGACCCUGGCCUAAUCUACAAUGCAGAACCAGAAGAUUACAAAGCUUUCCUUUGUUCGAUAGGCUAUGAUGACAAGUCCCUACAACUAGUGACUGGAGAUAACAGUGUGUGCACCAAGCCUGCCCCAGCUGCUUCUAACCUGAACUAUCCAUCAAUUACAAUACCAGAUCUCAAGGGAAGCUACUCGGUCACCCGAACUGUGACAAAUGUGGGAGAACCCAGAAGCAUAUAUCAUGCUAUACUCUCUCAUCCUGCUGGCAUCAAUGUUACAGUGGUUCCCAAGGUUCUUGUAUUUGAAAGAUAUGGUCAGAAGAUGAAUUUCACAGUGAAGUUCAGGGUGGCUGCACCUUCAAAGGGCUAUGUGUUUGGAUCCUUGUCUUGGAAAGCAGAAAAAAUUCAGGUAACCAGCCCUUUGGUGGUCAGAGUUCAAUCCUCUGAUACAGGCUUGUCCUGAUGAAUUGGACAUACUCUAGAACAAAGUUCGUAAGGUCUUGGAACCUUAACUAGGUACAUGGAAUAGAAGAUAUACAAGUGGAGUAGUAGUAAUUCAUAAAUUAAAGUGGUCCGUGACAUAUGUUGAUUCAACAAAAGGGGGAUCCAAAAUUUUAAAGGCUUCACAUUCACUUUAUUCAAGUUAAAAAAAAAAAAAGGCAUACAGCUGUAUCGGCAUCAAAAGUUCUAUAAUAUUCUUUUGAUCCACCAACCUCAUUCAUGUUCUUGUCUGCAUGAUUAAAGAAAGCUGAGAUCUGCACCUAAGCUCGGAAUGUAUUGCUUAUAACUGAAUACUUGAUGCUAAGCAGCUUUACUCGUGAUCCCUUGAUAUUAUCUUGUUACCUUGUUUUUCAUGGAAGCAUGUUGUAUUGCUAUUCAGUGAACAAAAUUGGAAAUAACCUCAAAUUCUAUUGUUUAUUUUUUUUCAUUUUC